AAUCACAUAAAAACAUCAACAAAAACAAAAACUAUUUUGUGGUUAUAAACCAAAACAACAACAACAACAAAAAAAUAGCCAUUACAAUAUCUUUUCUCUCUUUCUCGACUUUCAUUAUAUUACACGUGAGGUGAGUUGAGACUGAGUUGCUAAUUUAAAGUAUUUAUUACAUGGCUAUCACCGGAGCUCCGACGAGAUUUCCGACGGUUCGUCGUAUAUUAGCGUAUGAAAAUUCCGCCGGAGAAGGAAAUUUGGUGUUUUCCGAUGAGUUGGCGGUGAGUUCGUCGGAUUCUGUGUUUGGGUUUCUUGAAGGGUCUGUUGAGAGUACAACUAGUAAUGAAGAUGAUGCUAUUUUUUAUGAUGAUGAUGAUGAAGGAGAAUAUUCUUUUGAAGAAAAUAAGAAUUUUUGGGAUAAUCAACAUAACCUUUUACAGGCAACAUUGUGCCGUACCACAUCUCUGGAAACAGGAAUUAGAAAUGUGACAAAAGAAGCACUAAAAGAAUUACAAGAUCAAGGGAAUCAUUGUGAAUGUGGCAAAGUGGUGGCUGGAAAUAAUUGCCGGAGUUGUAUGAUGAGAAAAGUUUGUUCUAGGCUUCGGAAUGCCGGCUACAAUAGCGCGAUUUGCCAGACUAAGUGGAGAAGCUCACCGGAAAUUCCUUCAGGCGAGCACAAGUUCAUUGAUGUAAUCGAUAAUUCAAGCUCAAAGAAGGGAGAAACAAGGGUGAUAAUCGAAUUAAGUUUCAGAGCGGACUUUGAGAUGGCGAGAGCAAGCGAAGAUUACAACCAAUUAAUCAGUCGAUUGCCCGAGUUCUUUGUUGGGAAAGCAGAAAGAUUAAAGGCAUUAAUCAAGAUAUUGAGUGUGGCAACCAAGAAGUGUAUGAAAGACAAGAAAAUGCAUAUGGGGCCAUGGAGAAAACAAAAAUACAUGCAAGCAAAGUGGUUUAGCACUACUUAUGAAAGGGUAGCAGAGGCUAAUGCACCUGUAAGUCGAACUUACUCGAAUCAAAUUAGCAAACCUGCAAGAGCUUCUAUGCUAACAAGGGCAUUGAUGGAUAUGCCUAGGAAAGCAGUUGCAGUUCUGUAAUAUUCGUUCAAUUUGGUGGUUUUCUGCAUUUUAUGUUGCAUUUUGUUAAAUGAGAGAGUGUAUAGGAAUUGCGGGAUUAGUAGGUAGAUGUGUAUUAUAGUGGUUUUGGUUUUAGAUGCCAGCAAUGGCUUAGUUACUGUGUGCAAUCUUCCUGUUCUUUGGAGAUGUUGGGGUUGUCUUUGCUUGUUAUAUGUGGUGUUUGAUAAGUAAAUUGUAAUACAGUAAAGUUUAGAAAUUUUGUGUUCUGGUAAGUGAGGUUAUUUAGAACCGGUUUUGGAAAUAAGCACUUUGUGAGAACUUUUUAUUCA
Messenger RNA from Beta vulgaris subsp. vulgaris (sugar beet), 1393 nucleotides. RefSeq lists its product as hypothetical. Bases 171 to 1085 code for a protein of 304 amino acids. The transcript is spliced from 3 exons. The record is from RefSeq and is a predicted model, not a curated record. Lineage: Eukaryota; Viridiplantae; Streptophyta; Magnoliopsida; Caryophyllales; Amaranthaceae.